This is a messenger RNA of Tripterygium wilfordii, 2227 nucleotides long. RefSeq names its product glycosyltransferase BC10-like. Gene Ontology annotation, cellular component: membrane. Gene Ontology annotation, molecular function: glycosyltransferase activity. The transcript has 11 exons. Lineage: Eukaryota; Viridiplantae; Streptophyta; Magnoliopsida; Celastrales; Celastraceae. The record is from RefSeq and is a predicted model, not a curated record. Bases 599 to 1777 code for a protein of 392 amino acids.
GUUUUCUGUUUUGGAGCAGAGAGAGAGGCGACAACAACAGUAGCAGCGACUACUCUUUCUCUCUCUAACGCACAGAGAGGAGAUUAAAAGAAACCACAAAUCACACAAACGAAUCGUCCAAGCAAUCAAGAUCGAACUCACACAUACAAAUACAUUUUUAUAUACAAUUACCUGAGACUCUCUCUCUAUCUCUCUAUCUCUCUCUCUGUCUAUAUAUUAUAUACAUCUUUGUGUCGUGGUCUGUUGGUGUUGUGCCCUAGAUCUUGAAUAGAAGCUACGAUUUUCAGAUCUUGAAGACUUUCGUUAAUUAGGGAUCUGCGUCCAGCUCCAACUAUCUCUGCUGAUUCUCAGGUUUGAUUCUUUAAUGCACUAUUUGUGGAAUUUGUUUCCAACUCGAAUUUGGCGCAAUUGAUUGGUUUUGUUCAAUGCGAUAUGUGAUCGUGUGACUCUAAAUAGAUACAUUCAGAUAUUCCCAUCAGUCAACUAAAAUAACUUUCGUGGGUAUUAGUAUAGUGUAAGAAUUUUAUGGUGGGUGGAGUUAACAGAAGAGGAGCAUUAGUUUGAGAUAAAGUGGUUGGCUGUUAUGUAUUUUUACUAGAUGAAGACAGAUAAGGCGUGGCGGCUGGGCAUGGGUGACAUGCAGGUCUUGCCUGGGCCUCGCCACCGCCCUCCGUUGAAGAGGCCAAUUUGGAUUAUUGUCAUGGUUUCAUUGGUCAGCGUAUUCCUUGUUUGUGCUUACAUAUAUCCUCCACAAAGUAGGACCAGCUGUUACGUAUUUUCUUCUAGAAGUUGCAAUGUCAUUUCUGAUUGGCUUCCGCCUGCUCCUGCGAGGGAAUAUACCGAUGAUGAGCUCGCAUCUCGUAUUUUGGUUAGGGAAAUUUUAAGUAUGCCUCCUGUUCAAUCCAAAAAUGCUAAAAUUGCAUUCAUGUUCUUGAGCACUGGAUCAUUACAUUUCGAGAAGCUGUGGGAUAAGUUUUUCCAUGGACAUGAGGAAAGAUUUUCUGUUUAUGUGCAUGCAUCAAAGGAAAAACCUGUGCAUGUGAGCCGUUACUUCAUUAAUCGAGAUAUACGCAGUGAGCAGGUUAUCUGGGGAAAAAUUACUAUGAUUGAUGCAGAGAGGCGACUUCUGGCAAAUGCUCUUAAAGAUCCUGAUAACCAGCACUUUGUACUACUUUCUGAUAGUUGUGUACCAUUGCGUAGUUUUGACUAUGUGUACAACUAUCUGAUGUACUCAAAUAUCAGCUUCGUUGACAGCUUUGUGGAUCCAGGUCCUCAUGGGAAUGGCAGGUACACAGAGCAUAUGCUACCUGAAAUUGAGAUGAAAGACUUUAGAAAGGGUGCACAGUGGUUCACAAUGACGCGGCAGCAUGCGCUGAUAGUUGUCGCUGACAGUCUUUACUACUCAAUAUUCAGGGACUAUUGCAAGCCAGGUUUCGAGGGGAAAAAUUGCAUUGCUGAUGAACAUUACUUGCCGACUUUCUUCCAUAUGCUCGAUCCAGGUGGAAUUGCCAACUGGUCAGUGACACAUGUUGAUUGGUCCGAGAGAAAGUGGCAUCCCAAAUCAUACAAGGCUCACGAUGUUACUUACGAUCUCCUGAAGAAUAUCACAUCAAUAGAUCAAAGUGUGCAUGUCACAAGUGAUGAAAAGAGAGAAACGACAGUUAAGCCUUGCUUAUGGAAUGGCAUCCAGCGACCAUGCUACUUGUUUGCUAGGAAGUUCUACCCAGAAACGAUUGAUAAUUUGUUGCACCUUUUCUCCAAUUGGACGACAAUUUGAACAGAGAUUCUUUACUCUCAAAUUCUUUGGUUGGUCGAAUCAGCAGUUUGACUCCAUCAUCCCCCAUGCCAUCUCAUAUCUUGUGAGGUUGUAAAUUGAUGUAAUAUUGAAGACCAAACUGACCGCGGUUAUUGUGUUAAGGGCAAAUUAGUAGAGCCGAUGGGGUCAAUUAGGGUUGCAGGUCAGCGAGUUGAGUUGUCAAUGUGACUUCCCUCGGUGGGGGGUGUUGGGAUAAUUUGUUCAUUUUUUUCCCUCAAUUUUCAACACCAUGUUCUAUUUUCAGCUUAGAACUUUGUUAGAGGGAAAUCCAUUUGGGUGCAUUUGAUCAUUGAUCCAUGUGAAAGUUGAACAUGCGAAGCUGCCAAUUCUGGCACUUUGGCUUCCCUAAAUGAGAUCUAUCAGGAUUACGGAGGGUUCAAGAGAGUUAAGUGAAACUUUACAUUCUUUUGA